Messenger RNA from Anolis sagrei ordinatus, 1382 nucleotides. Its product is annotated as nuclear body protein SP140-like. Gene Ontology annotation, cellular component: nucleus. Gene Ontology annotation, biological process: regulation of transcription by RNA polymerase II. Lineage: Eukaryota; Metazoa; Chordata; Lepidosauria; Squamata; Anolidae. The record is from RefSeq and is a predicted model, not a curated record. Gene Ontology annotation, molecular function: DNA-binding transcription factor activity, RNA polymerase II-specific; DNA binding.
UACAGGCGAAAGAGGAAGAGCCGAAUACUUUCUGUUUCAAUUCUUCGUUGAGGGAGGAAACCAAAGGACAGGAGAGACAUCCUCGGUCAGGCAGCCCCCGUUUCAGUCCUUUUAUCCACCUGGCUGUAAAGUGGCAUCAAGUCCUCAUUGGAUUUUUGCUGAAACAGAAGUGGAGGCAGAGGAAAUACGCAAAGGAAAUGACUUCAAAUUCAGGCAGUAUUGGAAAUCCGAUAUAUAACAUGCUUGAAAACAUAAAUGAGAAGGAGAAAAAUCCAGAUUUGAAUACAAUGCAUCAAGCUAUGAGCGAUGAUGUCAUAUAUGUUGACUGCCUAGACCAGGCCACAGCUUCUGGAUCACCAUCAGGGGAUGCUGACAUUGUAUCACAACAACCAUCUGGAUCCAAAGGAAGAGCACGUGGUGGUAAGAGAAAGAAAAGGAGAAACUGGAGGUCCCAAAGAAUGUUAGCUGCCAAUCGGAAAACUGCAUGCACUAAAAAAGGAAAAAGGGUACAAACCAAGUAUCAUUGCGAUGCCUUAAGACCCACACUGAAUGUGUACUGCGGAAGAACUCAAGGUGUUUUGUUUAAAGAAGAAAUGAAAAAAGGUGUUCGUGAGAAAUGUAUCAUGGUUCGGAAGACAGGGGAUCCUAAUGAAAAAUGUUACACACUGUCAGAAUUUGAAGUACAAGGAGGAUAUGGGAGAUCAAAAAACUGGAAGAAUUCUAUUCGUUGUUGUUGUUGUAAACAAAUGUUAAAAACAUUAAUAAAGGCAGGAAAACUUCCUAAACUACCACACUUCAGAAAAGGAAAGGGAAAGGCUCCAGUUCAUCAGGCAUCUCGGGUCCAGCCAUCAGAUGUUGACGGUCUGGACCAGGCCACAGCAUCAACAGCACCUGGAUCACCAUCAGGGGAUGCUGAUAUUCUGUUGCAACAACCAUCUGGAUCCAAAGCUUCAAACCAAAGAACUGACAUCCCAAAUAGCCUGCACAGAACACAAAAACAAUUAUUGGAUUACAUAACCAGGCUCCAGGACACAAUGAAUGACCUAAAGCAAGCCCUGGAUAUGUCUGAUGUGAAGCGACAAAUGACUGGCAUUUACCAACAGUCUCUUACACUGAAAACAUCAGUAGAGAAGAUGAUGAAAACUCGAGUCCCUGAAGAGCCACAACCUUAAGGAAAUAUGUUUCCCUUACCACCUUUUCUUUAAAACCAUCUAACUUUUGCAUGAAAUGAUGUUGAAACCCAUUUUUGGGGGAAAGGAUUCCCUGAAAUACAAAGAGCAAAAGGCCACUAUACACCAAAAGUAAAACAGUUAAUAAUAAGGAUACAUAUCAUAUCUAUGCUAUGGUACCCAUUUUGGAGAAAUUGUGACCAUCUUCAUAAU